GUCGUGCGCGUGAGCCCCGUAGGGCCGGGGAGGCACCAGCUGCCGCGCGGGGAGGAGGCCGAGGCCGCAGCUUGAGGGAGGCCCCGGCCCCUCUGUACGCGUGGGUGUGGACGGCUAGGGGAAGGGAAGGGGGGCCGGCCCACUGGCCGGCCGGGCGCCUGUGUCUGGCAGAGCCGGUGUGAGACGAAGAGACAAUCCUUCCCUGCCGCCCGGAUAAUCAAGAGUUUUGGCCGGACCUUUGAGCACACACCGAGAGAGUGAGGAGCCAGACGAAAAGCACAGACUAUGGCGCUGAAACGGAUUAAUAAGGAACUUAGUGAUUUGGCCCGUGACCCUCCAGCACAAUGUUCUGCAGGUCCAGUUGGGGAUGAUAUGUUUCAUUGGCAAGCCACAAUUAUGGGACCUAAUGACAGCCCAUAUCAAGGCGGUGUAUUCUUUUUGACAAUUCAUUUUCCUACAGACUACCCCUUCAAACCACCUAAGGUUGCAUUUACAACAAGAAUUUAUCAUCCAAAUAUUAACAGUAAUGGCAGCAUUUGUCUCGAUAUUCUAAGAUCACAGUGGUCUCCUGCUUUAACUAUUUCUAAAGUUCUUUUAUCCAUUUGUUCACUGCUAUGUGAUCCAAACCCAGAUGACCCCCUAGUGCCAGAGAUUGCACGGAUCUAUAAAACAGACAGAGAUAAGUACAAUAGGUUAGCAAGAGAGUGGACAGAGAAAUACGCUAUGUUGUAGGGUACAACAGAAUAUCUCGGGAAUGGACUCAGAAGUAUGCCAUGUGAUGCUACCUUAAAGUCAGAAUAACCUGCAUUAUAGCUGGAAUAAACUUUAAAUUACUGUUCCUUUUUUGAUUUUUCUUAUCCGGCUGCUCCCCUAUCAGACCUCAUCUUUUUUAAUUUUAUUUUUUGUUUACCUCCCUCCAUUCAUUCACAUGCUCAUCUGAGAAGACUUAAGUUCUUCCAGCUUUGGACAAUAACUGCUUUUAGAAACUGUAAAGUAGUUACAAGAGAACAGUUGCCCAAGAUCAGAAUUUUUUUAAAAAUGGAGCAUGUGUAUUAUGUGGCCAAUGUCUUCACUCUAACUUGGUUAUGAGACUAAAACCAUUCCUCACUGCUCUAACAUGCUGAAGAAAUCAUCUGAGGGGGAGGGAGAUGGAUGCUCAGUUGUCACAUCAAAGGAAGCAGCAUUAUUCUAGCAUCCAGUCUUUUUUUAAGCCUUCCACUGUUAGAGAUUUGAGGUUACAUGAUAUACUUUAUGCUCAUAACUGAUGUGGCUGGAGAAUUGGUAUUGAAUUUAUAGCAUCAGCAGAACAGAAAAUGUGAUGUAUUUUAUGCAUGUCAAUAAAGGAAUGACCUGUUCUUGUUCUACAGAGAAUGGAAAUUGGAAGUCAAACACCCUUUGUAUUCCAAAAUAGGGUCUCAAACAUUUUGUAAUUCUCAUUUAAAUUGUUAGGAGGCUUGGAGCUAUUAGUUAAUCUAUCUUCCAAUACACUGUUUAAUAUAGCACUGAAUAAAUGAUGCAAGUUGUCAAUGGAUGAGUGAUCAACUAAUAGCUCUGCUAGUAAUUGAUUUAUUUUUCUUCAAUAAAGUUGCAUAAACCAAUGAGUUAGCUGCCUGAAUUAAUCAGUAUGGGAAACAAUCUUUUGUAAAUGCAAAGCUGUUUUUGUAUAUACUGUUGGGAUUUGCUUCAUUGUUUGACAUCAAAUGAUGAUGUAAAGUUCAAAAGAGUGAAUAUUUUGCCAUGUUCAGUUAAAAGUGCACAGUCUGUUACAGGUUGACACAUUGAUUGACCUGAUUUAUGCAGAAUUAAUAAGCUAUUCGGAUAGUGUAGCUUUAGUAUGCUGCACAUGAUACUGGCAGCCCUGGAGUUCAUAGAUGGACUUGGGACCCAGCAGUUUUGAAACAUGUAUGUGGAGUUUGAGAAAUUUAUUUUCCAGGUGCAACCCCCAUCUAACUAAAUUUUUUUCUUCACCUUGUACACUCGACAGCUGAAAAAACCAUAACAUGGGAGUAAUAAUGGGUCAAAAUUUACAAAAUAAAGUACUGUUUUGGUGUGGGAGUUGUCAUGAGGCUGUGUUGAAGUGACUUAACUAUGUGGGAUAUUGAAUAUCCAUUGAAAUGGAUUUGUUCAGCCAUUUACAUUAAUGAGCAUUUAAAUGCAACAGAUAUCAUUUCAGGUGACUUAACAUGAAUGAAUAAAAGUCAAUGCUAUUGGAUUA
Molecule: messenger RNA, 2215 nt
Organism: Lutra lutra (Eurasian river otter)
Lineage: Eukaryota; Metazoa; Chordata; Mammalia; Carnivora; Mustelidae
Gene: UBE2D3
Product: ubiquitin conjugating enzyme E2 D3
Exons: 9
Coding region: 286-732 (148 amino acids)
Biological process (GO): protein K11-linked ubiquitination; ubiquitin-dependent protein catabolic process
Cellular component (GO): nucleus
Molecular function (GO): ubiquitin conjugating enzyme activity
Source: RefSeq, a predicted model, not a curated record